This is a messenger RNA of Limanda limanda (common dab), 1245 nucleotides long. It is a transcript of the gene kcnj16a, whose product is annotated as potassium inwardly rectifying channel subfamily J member 16a. Bases 1 to 1245 code for a protein of 414 amino acids. NCBI's taxonomy places the organism in Eukaryota, Metazoa, Chordata, Actinopteri, Pleuronectiformes, Pleuronectidae. Gene Ontology annotation, biological process: regulation of monoatomic ion transmembrane transport; potassium ion import across plasma membrane. The record is from RefSeq and is a predicted model, not a curated record. The transcript has a single exon. Gene Ontology annotation, molecular function: inward rectifier potassium channel activity. Gene Ontology annotation, cellular component: plasma membrane.
AUGCAGAAAUAUAUAUCCGUGAGCCCCAAUGACGAUGCCGCUGCCAAAACUAAAAGACCUCAACAUAAGAAAUACCGCUACGUACGUAAAGAGGGACACUGCAACGUGGUGUUCCGCCAUGUUCCCGAGGAGUGGAUGCUGUUUGUCACAGACAUCUUCACCACCUUGAUCGAGAUCCGAUGGAGGGUGAUGUUUCUGAUCUUCACUCUCUCUUACAUCCUGUCCUGGCUCUUCUUUGGCAUCAUCUACUGGGUCAUCGCUCUGGCUCACGGAGACAUCAGAGAUAUAUCCAACGAUCCCUGCGUGUACAACGUGCGAAGCUUCACCGCUGCGUUCCUCUUCUCGCUGGAAACUCAAACCACCAUCGGCUACGGCUACAGGGGCAUGUCCGAUAAUUGCAUGGUUGCCAUUAUACUGGUCGUAAUACAAGAUGUCGUCAGCUGCUUCAUCGACACCUUCAUCAUCGGAAUUGUUGUUGCCAAAAUGGCGUCGGCCAGAAAGAGAGCUCAGACGGUCGGCUUCAGCAACCGGGCAGUCAUCAACCUCCACAACGGUUACCUGUGUCUGUCCUGGCGAGUCGGGGACUUCCGGAGGAACCACCUGGUGGAGGGGACGGCGUGCGCGCAGAUCGUCCGCGCCACGGUGCACACCACGGGGAAAGUGGACGUGACCUACGAAGACCUGGUCAUCCAGCAGAGCGCCAUCGUCCUGGUCACGCCCACCACCAUCUUCCACAAGAUCGAAGCCGGCAGCCCGCUGUACAAGAUGAGCCUGGUGGAUCUGCGUAAAGCUGACUUUGAGCUGGUGGUUUCCUUCACCUACACGGACGACUCCACGGGUAUGCUGCACCAGAGCCGCACCUCCUACACGCCCCCGGAGAUCCUCUGGGGUCAUCUGUUCCAGGAGAUGAUCAGGGUGAGCAGGAGGAACUACAGAGUGGAUUACAUCCUGUUCAACCACACGGCCAAGGUGCUGGUGCCCGAGGUCAGCGCCGAAGAGUACGAACUGAAGAAGCAGCUGCGUCCCUCUCCUCGCCAUUCACCGCGACAUUCACCCAGAAUCUCCCCGAGGCCGUCGCCCAGGUCGCAGCGGAAGAAUCCGACAGUGACGGUGGAGCUGGUGAGCGACAGCCUCCCUGAACCGACCUCUUCACCUUCUCAGGCCGAGACUAAACCACUUCACCCUCACAGGGCGAGAAUAAACACUCUGACUUUGCCAAAUGACCUCAGCAGUAAUGAAGUGUAA